AGGCGCGGGCUUUCACGUGCCCAAGGCUUCACAAUUCUAACCCUUCCUUUCUUGCUUGUGUUCUCUGUCUGCUCUUCGUAGGACAGUUUAACGAACAUGUAAUGGUUCGUGCGGCUCACGCAAAUCGAGAGGGCAGAGCUUAGCUGACUCAAUUGCGGUACAUCUAUUUCUUCUUGUUUCCUCUCACGCUGGCGAGUGAAUACAGCGCGAGGCGAGGCGAGACGGAGAACAGCACCGAGCGCCACAGGGAUGUAUACCAAACACAGACAGAAAAACGGACACAUUUCAUCCACACGAUAUGUGCUUGUAAUGCUAUCGGUUUUUCUCUUUAACGGUUUACUGGAAAUUGUAAGCGGAAAUCCUCGAGAGGAAGUGGAAGACAGAGGACAGAGAGUAGCGGCACACUGGAUCUCUCACAGAACAGCACAGCAAGAGGCUGAAACGUCAUUUAAGGACCAGUUCCCAGAGAGAGGGGAGAUUCUAGUCUCAGCCCAGGACUUGAAAUUGGUUCUACAAGUUGAACGAAAUCAGGAGCUCCUGGGUCACGACUUCACUGAAACUCACUACGAGAAUGGCCUCCCUGUCACCCAAACCAGCAGUCACACUGAUCAUUGCUUCUAUCACGGGAGGGUCAGAGGUCAUGCUGAAUCUUGGGUCGCUCUGAGCACAUGUUUGGGAAUGAGAGGUUUGAUUGGCUUGAACUCAAAUGAUACAUACUACCUGGAGCCAAUCAGAGGCCAGGAGGUUCUCCACCACACUUUCUAUCGCACUGAAGACCUGCCGAUCAAAACCGGCACCUGUGGACACAGCCAUCAGACUGGACACAUCAGCCUGUUCAGUGGUCACCUUAAACCUUUGCAUCAAAGGGUCAGUCAUGGUGUGAUUUUCAAGGGCACCACCAUUGGCAUGGCUCCGCUGGAGGGCAUGUGCAGUCAUGAGAACUCAGGAGGCAUCAACGUGGAUCAUUCUGAAUUGCCCAUUGGGGCGGCUGCCACCAUGGCACAUGAGAUCGGUCAUAACAUUGGCAUGAGCCACGACCAUGAGGGCUGUUGCGUGGAGGCCACAGCGGAGCAGGGUGGAUGUGUCAUGGCGGCAGCUACAGGGCACCCCUUUCCAAAAGUUUUCAGCCGCUGUAGCAAAAAAGACUUGGACAACUACUUCCAGAAGGGAGGAGGAAUGUGCCUGUUCAACAUGCCCAACAUGAAGGAUCUGGUCGGUGGCAAGAGGUGUGGAAACGGCUUUGUAGAGGAAGGGGAGGAGUGUGACUGUGGAGAACCAGAGGAGUGCACCAAUGAUUGCUGCCACCCCAGCAAUUGCACUUUGAAGAUGGAUGCUCAGUGUGCCCACGGGGUCUGCUGUGAGGACUGCAAGCUGAAGCAGGCCGGCACCAUGUGCCGUGGAGCAGCCGGUGCCUGUGAUCUGCCGGAAUACUGCACGGGAGGUUCUCCCUACUGCCCCUCUAAUGUUUACCUCCUGGACGGGUCAUCGUGUCAGCUUGGCCGUGCCUACUGCUAUAAUGGCAUGUGUCUGACCCAUGAACAGCAGUGCCUGCAGCUGUGGGGUUAUGGUGCGCAGCCGGCACAUGACGUCUGCUUUCAAGAUGUGAACGCGGCGGGGAAUGCCUUUGGAAACUGUGGCAAGGACAGUCAUGGCAACUACAUGAAGUGUGAGAAAAGUGAUGCCAAAUGUGGUAAGAUACAGUGCCACAGUGCUGCCAAGAAACCAAAGGGCACCAAUGCUGUGUCCAUAGACACCACCAUCCGUACAGAUGGCAUUGAGGUGAAGUGCCGGGGCACAUAUGUUUACAGCACCCAAGAUGGGCAGGGCGAUCUUCCAGACCCUGGACUGGUCAUGACGGGCACCAAGUGUGGAGAGGGGAAGGUGUGCAAAGAUCGACAAUGUCAGAAUGCCUCUUUUACUGAGUUACAAACCUGCAUAGCCCGUUGCCAUGGGCAUGGGGUGUGUAACAGUAAUGGGAACUGCCACUGUAAGCGUGGGUGGGCUCCCCCCUUCUGUGAGAAACCAGGACUCGGGGGAAGUGUGGACAGUGGACCUAUACAGUAUGACAGUCAGGUGGGAUUAGUUGUUGGGCUGCUCUUUGUUUUUCUAGUGCUUCUCCCUGCUGUACUUAUUGCCUUCUACUGCAUCAAGAUAAAAAGCUCCUACUACCACAAGUGGAAAACACAGAGAGAGAAGAGCAAAGCCAGCAGAAAUGAGGGCUCCGUUGAAAAGGGGAAGAAUGGACACCUAAACCCUGCUUUCCAUCUGAAGGUGGUGGGACCCUCCAACAGAAGUGUUAAUCUUAAGCUACCUCACACCAGCAAGGAGGUGCUUCCUCUGAGGCCAAACCCAGCCUCCAACAGUACUCAGCCAGUUAAUAUUGUCCGUCCUCUCCGGCCGGCUCCGUCGCCAUCCCUGAGCAACAUCAAAGGACCUCGACCUCCUCCGCCUAUCAGCAAGCCACCCAAAUCUGUAGCAUCACCCCAGAAACUCAGUCCUCCCAAGAAGCCUCUACCCCUCAACCCUUCACGCUCACCACUGAAGGUAUCAGAACAACAGCCUCGACCCCCGUUCACACCCCCCCAGAGGCCUCUUCCUCUCAGCCCUGCUCGUGGAGCACAGCCCAAACCCUCUGGUGGGGGGCUCAUGGUGAUGAUGCCCCCUUCAGUCGGACCCAAGCCUGUGGGAAAGGUGACUGCUGUUCCCCCUUUAAAGGCAUUCCGACCUGUUUCAGGACCCAAACCAAUCAUAGUUCCAUCCACUUUCCGAAAAUGACGCUUGCAGGAUUAAUUUCUUAAAGACUUCAGCCAGCCUAUUUGCACUAAAUAAGGACCCUUGGCGACUGGUACUAUAAUGAGCUGUCUCACAAGGGAUGGAAGAGCAUGGUGCUAGGGCCCUGGAUGAGGCCUCGCAAACCGGCGUUCAAAUACAGCCGGCACAGCAGAGAUGACGUGGUUUUGCAUGAAAACAUGCAGACUGAGAAAGUUUUGGAUAGACUAUCACAUUGCCAAAACCUUGACUUUUAAUCACCUUGCAAUUUUUUUGUACUUAUUUGUUUUAAUAUCAUGCCUCUGUCUUGUUUACAUUUUUUGUUUGACUAUCAUCUAUUUGUCAAGUGCCAAAGAUGUUGU
Molecule: messenger RNA, 3131 nt
Organism: Sinocyclocheilus rhinocerous
Lineage: Eukaryota; Metazoa; Chordata; Actinopteri; Cypriniformes; Cyprinidae
Product: disintegrin and metalloproteinase domain-containing protein 19-like
Exons: 20
Coding region: 250-2775 (841 amino acids)
Biological process (GO): proteolysis
Molecular function (GO): metalloendopeptidase activity
Source: RefSeq, a predicted model, not a curated record